GGGAAACUGAGGCAGAAGUCUUCAGUGACUUGUCUUCCAUUUAUCCAGGAGGACUUCUGUGAGCAGCCUCCAUGUGGACCUGGACCAGUGCAUGACUGCCCUGGAUCUCUUCCUCACCAACCAGUUCUCAGAAGCACUCAGCUACCUCAAACCCAGAACCAAGGAGAGCAUGUACCACUCACUGACCUAUGCCACCAUCCUGGAGAUGCAGGCCAUGAUGACCUUCGACCCUCAGGACAUCCUGCUUGCUGGCAGCAUGAUGAAGGAAGCGCAGUCACUGUGUCAGAGGCGCCGGAGGAAGUCUUCUGUGACAGACUCCUUCAGCCUGGUAUACCGGCCCACCAUGGAGCAAUUCACGGAAGAGGAAAUGCAUGCCGAGGUCUGCUACGCAGAGUGCCUGCUGCAGAGAGCAGCGCUGACCUUCCUGCAGGACGAGAACAUGGUGAGCUUCAUCAAGGGUGGCAUCAAAGUUCGAAACAGCUAUCAAACCUACAAGGAGCUGGACAGUCUCAUCCAGUCCUCACAGUAUUGUAAGGCGGAGAGCUUCAGGCACUUUGAAGGAGGAGUGAAGCUUGGUGUCGGGGCCUUCAACCUGACGCUGUCCAUGCUUCCUACUAGGAUCCUGCGGCUGCUGGAGUUUGUGGGGUUCUCGGGAAAUAAGGACUACGGGCUGCUGCAGCUAGAGGAGGGGGCAUCGGGGCACAGCUUCCGUGCCGUGCUCUGUGUCAUGCUGCUGCUCUGCUACCACACCUUCCUCACCUUCGUGCUCGGUACUGGCAAUGUCAACAUCCAGGAGGCAGAGAAGCUGCUGAAGCCUUACCUGAACCGGUACCCCAAGGGUGCCAUCUUCCUAUUCUUUGCAGGGCGGAUUGAAGCCAUUAAAGGAAACAUUGAUGCAGCCAUCCAGCGGUUCGAGGAGUGCUGUGAGGCGCAGCAGCACUGGAAGCAGUUCCACCACAUGUGCUACUGGGAGCUGAUGUGGUGCUUUACCUACAAGGGCCAGUGGAAGAUGGCCUACUUCUACGCCGACCUGCUCAGCAAGGAGAACUCCUGGUCUAAGGCAACCUACAUCUACAUGAAGGCCGCCUACCUCAGUAUGUUUGGGAAGGAGGACUGCAAGCCAUUUGGGGAUGAUGAAGUGGAGUUGUUUAGAGCCGUCCCAGGCCUGAAGCUCAAGAUUGCUGGGAAAUCUCUACCCACAGAGAAAUUUGCCAUCCGGAAGUCUAGGCGCUAUCUGUCCCCCAACCCUGUCUCAUUGCCAAUCCCUGCUCUGGAAAUGAUGUACAUCUGGAAUGGCUACGCCGUGAUUGGAAAGCAGCCGGAACUCACUGAUGGGAUACUUGAGGUUAUCACCAAGGCAGAAGAGAUGCUGGCAAAAGGCCCAGAGAAUGAGUACUCAGCAGAUGACGCGUGCCUGCUGAAACUGUUGAAAGGUCUGUGUCUGAAAUACCUGGGUCGUCUCCAGGAGGCUGAGGAGAAUUUCAGGAGCAUCCCUGCCAAUGAGAAGAAGAUUAAAUAUGACCAUUACUUGAUCCCAAAUGCCCUGCUGGAACUGGCCCUGCUCUUCAUGGAGCAAGGCAGGAAUGAAGAAGCCAUCAAGCUUCUGGAUACUGCCAAGCUAAACUACAAGAAUUACUCCAUGGAGUCAAGGACACACUUUCGAAUCCAGGCAGCCACACUCCAAGCCAAGUCUUCUGGAGACAAUGGCAACAGAUCUGUAGUCUCACCAGUGUCUUUGUAGCUUUGUGCAGCACUCCUGGGCUAGAAGACCAACAGAGACAUCUGGACAGAGCUCCUGGAAACAUUUCAAAAGAUCUCUUCCCCUGCCCCGCCCUUGCCUUGCCUUUGGGGUGCAUCGUUCGGUGCUCCAGUGGGAUGGCACAAGAAUAUCUGUGCACAAGCAAAGCCGUCAGUUUCACCAGUGUGGCCAUGGCAGAGCAGGUGGGGCUUCUGCCUGCCCUGUCACACAUACGGGUACUUGUUUUUCACUGUGAUGUUUAAGAGAAUGUAUGAACAGUUUACAUUUUCCUUAGAAAUACAUUGAUGAGAUUAUAGUUGGCUUUAAAAAACAAAGCAAAAAAAAAAAA
Molecule: messenger RNA, 2087 nt
Organism: Dipodomys ordii (Ord's kangaroo rat)
Lineage: Eukaryota; Metazoa; Chordata; Mammalia; Rodentia; Heteromyidae
Gene: Ttc39a
Product: tetratricopeptide repeat domain 39A
Exons: 18
Coding region: 92-1741 (549 amino acids)
Molecular function (GO): protein binding
Source: RefSeq, a predicted model, not a curated record